AUGUUGAAACUCUCCCCUAAUGACGCUGCCUUCCCCCCCGGGUCUCUCGUCCUUGUGACGGGUGCUACCGGCUUCAUAGCGACCCAUAUUAUUGACCAACUGCUUCUUGCUGGUUACCACGUCAGGGGUACAGUUCGUGAUGAGCAAAAAGCAGUAUGGACCACCAGCUUCUUUUCGGCUCGGUAUGGAGCUGGCAAAUAUUCAGCUGUCAUCGUACCGGAGAUGUCGACUAUAGGGGCGUUUGACGGAGCAGUCAAAGGUGUCCAAGGAGUUAUCCAUACCGCGUCGAACGUGUCCUUCAGCCCGGACCCCCAAGAAGUAAUUCCACCGACUGUAGCCGGUGUAAGAACUCUACUCCAGUCAGCAGCCAAGGAGCCGUCGGUCAAGAGUUUCGUGUACACUUCUAGCAGUGUGGCCGCUUCUGUCGCCAAUUCACCCUUGACCCUCGAUGCUUCAACCUGGAAUGAUGCCCAGAUCAAGGAGGCAUGGAGUGUUACGUUAAAACCGUUCCCUGUCGCGCACGCGAAUGCUGUAUACGGUGCCAGCAAAGCAGAGGCCGAGAGGGCCUUCUGGAAGUUUAUAAAGGAAGAGGGUCCUCAGUUCCGAGCCAACGCUAUCCUGCCUGACGCGACUUUUGGUGAGGUGUUGACCACGCAGGGGAGUUCGAGUACAGGCGGUUGGAUCAGGGAAGUUUAUGAGAAAGGUGUUGACUUUGUCAAGCAGUUGCCUCCAGCGUGGUAUGUGAAUGUGAAGGACGUCGGUCGUCUUCACGUCGCUGCACUGCUCUCCGAGUCUGUGAGAAAUGAGCGCAUCUUUGCCGCUGCCGCACCUUAUACGUGGAACCAAAUUCUGGCUAUCCUGCGCAAACUGUACCCAUCCAAGAAAAUUGCUGAUGAUAUCGAGGGUGUAAAUUCAAGUGUUAUGACGUUUCCGACUAAGCGAGGAGAGCAACUUCUACAAGAUAUCUUUGGGCUUAACGGCUGGGCUGGUUUUGAGCAAACAGUUAUUGAAAAUGCGAAGGACUUAGCUUAG
Messenger RNA from Trichoderma harzianum CBS 226.95, 1032 nucleotides. RefSeq lists its product as hypothetical. Bases 1 to 1032 code for a protein of 343 amino acids. The record is from RefSeq and is a predicted model, not a curated record. Lineage: Eukaryota; Fungi; Ascomycota; Sordariomycetes; Hypocreales; Hypocreaceae. Gene Ontology annotation, molecular function: oxidoreductase activity, acting on the CH-OH group of donors, NAD or NADP as acceptor. The transcript has 3 exons.